Messenger RNA from Argentina anserina (silverweed cinquefoil), 1194 nucleotides. RefSeq names its product 3-deoxy-manno-octulosonate cytidylyltransferase, mitochondrial. Gene Ontology annotation, cellular component: cytosol. The coding region runs from base 50 to 949 and encodes 299 amino acids. Gene Ontology annotation, molecular function: 3-deoxy-manno-octulosonate cytidylyltransferase activity. The record is from RefSeq and is a predicted model, not a curated record. Lineage: Eukaryota; Viridiplantae; Streptophyta; Magnoliopsida; Rosales; Rosaceae. The transcript is spliced from 8 exons.
UGCUUCUGUGAUAGAAAGAGCGAGACAGAUCAUCAUCAUCAUCAUCACCAUGAGCCUCAAACCUGUCUUCCCUUCUUCCUCUUCCUCAUCGGGGUCUUCAAGCAACACCAAGGUAUGGAUCGUCCACGGGCUCGUCGCCGGAGUCGCAAUUGCCGCGGCCAUUGGCGCCCGGCUCUACCGAGGCCCAAUUAGGAAGUUCCGGAGCCGGGUCGUCGGCAUCAUACCCGCCCGUUACGCUUCGUCCAGGUUUCAGGGGAAGCCUCUUGUUCAGAUCCUCGGAAAACCCAUGAUCCAGAGAACAUGGGAAAGGGCGAAAAUGGCUACUACAUUGGAUCAUGUUGUUGUGGCAACCGAUGAUGAGAAGAUAGCAGAGUGCUGUAGAAGUUUUGGUGCUGAUGUUAUAAUGACCUCAGAGUCAUGCCCUAAUGGCACCGAGCGCUGUUAUGAAGCUAUUCAGAAGCUUGAGAAGAAGUAUGAUGUAGUUGUCAAUAUUCAGGGGGAUGAGCCUCUUGUUGAGCCAGAGAUAAUAGAUGGGAUUGUUAAAGCUUUGCAGGAAGCCCCAGAUGCAGUGUUUAGCACCGCAAUCACGUCUUUAAAACUUGAAGAUGCAUUUGAUCCGAAUCGUGUGAAAUGUGUGGUGGACAAUAAUGGUUAUGCUAUUUAUUUUUCAAGGGGGCUGAUUCCAUUUAACAAGUCAGGCAAGGCCAAUCCACAGUUUCCAUAUAAUCUCCAUCUAGGAAUUCAGAGCUAUGAUACAAAGUUUCUAAAGAUAUAUCGAGAGCUUAAGCCCACUCCUUUGCAACUAGAGGAGGAUCUAGAGCAGCUCAAAGUCCUUGAAAAUGGUUAUAGAAUGAAGGUGAUUAAGGUUGACCAUGAGGCUCAUGGUGUCGACACCCCUGAAGAUGUUGAGAAGAUAGAAGCUUUAAUGCGCGAGAGGAAUAUAUCCUAGUUCCUGGCGAAUUGGUAGUGCAUCAGAAAAUUGAGCAAUGGAGUUAAAACUUGUGUAGGCACACAUAUCAUGUUCAUAAUUGUAAUCAUUAUCACUCGGAUUUGCUUCAAUGUUGGCUUGUAUACAUCCGUACAUACAGUUGUUUAGUUAAAACAGAGGGGAAAGGUACAAUAUAAGUGUUUAUACAGAUUCCCCUGUAUAUCGAUUGAGUUUUGCUUUAAGAGAGAGUGAUUAGAUUGUGGAUU